AUGCGCUCGUCCUCACCGAAAACGAACGCCUGCAAGGCAGCCGAGGCGGCGUCUACUGGGCCGUCUAGUGCGCCACUCAAAAGCUCAUCGAGGGGCUUUGCGAGUCAUGCGGCGUUUGCCGGACGGGAGAGGGGUGCCGCGUUGACGACUGGCGUCGCCGCCGCUGUAGGCGCCUCAGCGUCUCUCAGAGCGACUGGCAGCCCGCCGGCAAAGCGAUGCGCCUUCAAAGUGGGUCGUGCUCAGCAUCGGUCAGCAAAUGCAAAGGGUGACGGUGCAGGGCAAGUUCCGCCGACGCACGGGCAGGCAGACAGCUGGACUGUUAGGACUUCCACCCUCGGUGCUCCCUCCGCACUGCAAAGUCGACAGGCAGCCCCGGAGCGUUCGCCGGGUUUUCCAUUUGAUGUAUAUCCUACCCACGUUGUCUUUGAUACAUUCGAGGCCAAUCGCACGUACACGGCCACGCUGGAGUUGAAGAACCACACGACGGCAAACGCGCACGUGCGCGUAGACCGUCCAAGCCCCUGCAGUGGUUUUGAGUUGUCGGCGCCGCGCGGGGCGGAGACGUCGUUGAGGGUGGCUCCCGGUCUCUCGGUCAUCUACACAGUCAUCUUCAACCCAACUAGCAAUGCUAAGGACUACGUGACGCACCUCGUCGUGCGAGCCGAGAACAGCGAAUCGUUCACUGUCCCAAUACACGCGUACGCCAGUCGUGGUCAGCUACACCUUCCCGCGGCGCUCACGCUGCGCGAGGCACCAGCGAAGGGCACUAGCAGCACACCUCUGUUCCUCCGGAACACGACAGAGCAGAGCUGUAUGUGGCAGGCGAUGAUCUUCGAUGUCAGCGGUGUCUCUCCUGAUGCAGUAUCGCCAGACGCAUCGUACCCGGUAUCUUCAUACUUCUCCAUCACGCCCAGCUGCGGUGUGGUCGAGCCUCUCUGCGGUGGCGGCGAUGGGACAGCAGUGACGGUGGCCCCCGUUGCACUGAACUUCUAUCCUCACCCAAGCAUGACUGCUGCCGACACGUGCAGGGCGCUGCUGCGUUUUUUUCUUGGUCCAGAAGGAGACACCGUGCAAGACGUGCGGCUGUCGGCGCAGGUGGUGGAGUUGACCGGCAUCGUGCUGGAGCGGACAGAAGUGACGUUGGCGGACACCUACGUGACGACUGAGCGGCAGGCAGUGGUGCGCCUGUGCAACAACUCGGACAAUACCGUGCACUUCAUGUGGAAGAGUUCGUACCGCGAUCGCUGCGAGUUUGACAGCGAUGCCGAUGGGAGUGUAGCCGGUGAUGACGCAGAAUACGACAGCGACGGCGCGUCCGCAGGUGGCAUGAUUUGCAGUUGCGCAAAGAAGAAGAGCGAGCUUACCACAACUGCCAGCGGCAUCGUGUACGGCUGCAGCAAGGGUCCCCAGCAUCAGCUGUAUCAGUGCCCUCACCACCGCUGCACCAUGGAUGAUUAUACAGGGGAUGAGGCGUUCCGCAUUGAGCCGCUAUCGGGCGUUCUUUACAGUCGCGGCGCGCGCGAGUUCACCAUCACGUUCAACCCCAAAGUUGCCAUCUCGUAUGAGUCCAUGGCGUUCCUGGAUGUGACUGGGCUGACGAGCCGUCUUCCUCUCACGCUGCGUGGCCACGGUCUCGGACCGCAGUGUUCUCUUGAGUACAGCCGACUCGAGAUCGGCGACGUCUACUUGAACGCGCUGCACGAGUAUGAAGUUCGCAUGGAGAACAUUUCCUCUAUUCAGUGCCAGUACGUAAUCAUGCCGCCAUUGCCAGUCUCGGCAGCCAGCGCCGCUAUUGCUAUCUCAGCGGAGAAAGGUACUUCAACGCCGUUGAUGGACUUCUCCAGCAAGUUCCGGUUUACCCCCUCCCAUGGCACCCUCGGCCCUGGCGAGAAUGUAAAGCUGCGUAUCGAGCUGCAGUCAGACCGCAUCGGCAGCUUCUCCGAGGUGUUUCGUGUGCAUAUGCAGGGGGCAGUAGAGGAGGUGCCACUGCUUCUAAAGGGACGGGUGCUGGGCCCUCACUUUCAGUGCAGCGUUGAGGAACUUGACUUUGGCAACGUCUCGUACAACAUGACACACCAGCGCAUCAUGCAGAUUGCGAAUAAAAGCCCGAUUCCGAUGCACUACACGCUACGCGUGCCGGACGAGUGCACCUAUGCGGACGACUUGAGCAUUUCACCUUCCACCGGCGCCAUCGCGCCGAGGGCGACGCAAGCAGUAACCAUCACGCUCCACUCGCGUACUGUUGGUGACUAUGACACAGCACUGCUGGUCGAGGUUGCCGACGUGGACGAUGUGCUGGACGCGAUUCCGCUCAAGGCUACCUGCAUGGUACCAGCCCUCUUCUGCAACGUGACAGAACUUUCGUUUGGCGGUGUUUUUGUGGGGUACCCCGCCACGCUGAACGUGACGGUGCUGAACGAGUCCGCACUGACGGGCAUGUUCGAGUUUGCGCUGGUGGGCGGCGACGUCUUAUCUGAUGUCGUGGCGGUGGAGCUACCGGUGUCGACGGAGCAUGAGAACGGUGCGCAUUGGCUCCCUCCGCACCAGACGGUGCAGAUGCCCGUGACCUUGACAGCCCUGCGAACUGGAAAGCUGCACUUCUCCAUAGUCUUUCGGGUACUGGGCAUGGACACCGCUGCCGCCCCGCCGCAGACAAUUCUCGUGAGUGCAAUGGCAAGUGGACCACAUGUGGAGAUGCAGCCGAGCACCCUCCAGUUCGGCACUGUCGACGUCCUGCGCGAAGAGGUGAAGGAGCUGACGCUGAAAAAUACGAGCCCCGUGCCGGCGCCAUUCUCUCUCGUGUUCCACCGCUACGGUAGCCUUUUUGCUGCUGCCGCUCGCGUCGAGGGUGACGCGAAGGGGUCAACUCUCACGACCCUGCCCUUCCCUCGCGUGCCGGUGUUUACGAUGGAACCGGCCGACGGCGUGCUGGAGCCGCACAGCGUUCUCACCGUCCGCGUCCGUGCGAAGCCAGAUGAAGCGAUGGUGUUUACCGAUACACUACGCCUCUGCCACUCACCGGCGCCGCACAGCGCUGCAGCGGUGGAUGAGAUGGUGGGAACAUCGGAGAGCAGCCCAGUUGUGACAGUCAAGGUGAUAGGCAAGGGAAUCCCGAUCGUAUCGGAGCGCCCAAUCGAUGUCGUCGAGCUCGGCGAUGUGCUGACAACCGCAGUGGUGGCGGAGACGAUUACGCUGCACAACUAUGGGCGUCGUGAGCAGGAGGUGCAGUGGCAGAACACACGAAGCGCGAAAGGCAAGGAGGGGGAGCCGCCGCAAGCCUUCGCCUACAAACCGGAGCGUGCCUCCAUCCUGGCCGGCGGGGCGUUGACGUUCACUUUGUCUGGUGGAUCCGACGAGCCAGGCACGCGCACGGACACCUUCACUCUGAAGCAGUCUGGCACCUUCAAGGAGGUAUUGCGCAGCACUGUCUCAGCCACUUUUAUGGUUCCAACGUUGUCGUGCAGCACCCGUGCCAUUCACUUCGACUUCGCAAACGCAGAGCCGCUGCAGGCACUGGAUGCCCCCUCGGCGGGCUCCUUGGUCAAGUCGCUGACGAUAAUGAACCCCACCAGCAAGACGCUCGCUGUGUCGCUGCGUAUCCGAAAUGUGGUAGCUGCAGUUUCGCCGUUGCCGUCACUCCCGCCGGUGGGGGACUCCUCCAACACACCAAGCCAUGCGCCCUUUGAGCUCGAGGGGCCGUCGACCAUUCUCUUUGCUCCUGGCGAUUCCUAUGUGGUCGGUGUUCGCUGCAACCCCCUCUACCGUGGCGACUUCACGUCACACACGACGAAGGCAAAACUUCAGUUUAGCUUCGCACAUCACGCACGCAAGGCGCAUGUCAGCCUCAGCGCAAAGCUGCGCUUCCCUGCGAUUGUAAUGAGCCCAUCGACGCUUUUGGAGUUCGGUACUGUUCUGUGCAACACAGAGAAGCGACGUACAAUUACGCUGUCCAACUCCUCCGUUGACCUACCGGCGCGCUUUGAGUGGGCGUUACGGCCGAAGCUCGGCAACAGUGCAGGCGUUGCCGCAAAGGUGGCAGGGGUGGGUAACGUAGCGGCAGCGGAGGCGCAGCACCCUGGAGACAGGGGUGCAUGUCCCACUGGCAACGCGGGAGAUGAAGCUGAAACGGCCGCGGUGAAGUCCUUCGACAUUGUCCCCUUCACUGGAAUGCUGAUGCCGGGAGAGUCAAGGAGCGUCGAGGUGACUUACCAAGGAGCCGGGUGUGAGGCAGCUCUGGCAACGGCUGUGUGCCGCGUCCACGGCGGCCCGACCUACACGAUUGACGUACAUGCGGCCUCAAAUGUCGUUCAGGCGCGCUGUGACCGAACAGAAAUCAACUUUGGUCGACUCCCAUACUACGAGUCAGCCACGCAGUCCGUGAUGCUGUCGAACAGCACCCUCGUCCCUGUCAACUGGGAAGUCGACCAGCGCAGCAUGUGCCAUCCGGAGUGCGUGCGUGUGUCUCCCGUGUCUGGUGUACUACGGGACAAGGUGCGGCUGCUCAUAACGUUCACGCCAACCGUGCCAGACGUCUUCGAGGAGACCUUGUGGGUGCGCAUCGGGCACCUUGAUCCGCAGCUGAUACGACUGCGCGGCUCGGGGUACAUGAACCGGCUGGUGAUGGCCACGACGAGCGCCACCGCAUCGGUCGCGGAGAACGAGGUGGCCGUGUACAGAGCCCCAUUUCACGCCUUUACUGAAGCACUUCAGUACGUGGAGUCGAAGCUGGCGUCGUCGCAGCUGCGCAGUGUGUAUGCGUCGCGAACGGUGGCUCCGCUGCCCACCACUCUCUCAGCAGCAGGUGGUGCGUCCGAGUCAAGCGCGCCGGCGCUACCCGCAUUGAUGCAAAGAGAAUGGGCGUCGCUGGAGGCGGAGCGGCUGGCGUUCUGUCGCGCUGUAAGCGAGUUCCAGGUGUCAGAGCACAGCUACUGCGCGGGCACCAAUGGGGCAGCUGACUUACCGCUCUUCUGGGCGCCACGAGGGCUUCGUCGCAGCUCCGUGACGGCACUGCUUGGCAAAGAUGGCAAAGGCGCCAGGACCGAGAAGCUCGUCCUCGCGCGCUACGUCGUCAACUUUGGGCAUCUCACCCGGCACGAUGUGCGCAAAGUGACGCUAAAGCUUACGAACCCGUCUUCGACGGAGGGGGUAAAUGCGAUGGUGGACAGCAAGGAGCUCGAGCACCUGCCCAUCUCGGUGGAUCGUGUGAAGGGAAUCAAUGUUGGCCCACUGGAAACGACGACGCUGGUGUUGACGAUGGACGCCACAAAGCCGGAGAGCCUCGUGCGCCAUGGAGAGAACCGCUACGAAUUUGUCAUCGAUGUGAAGCAUGGUCCAGUCAUUGUGGUAGAGUGCCGCUGCUACGUCGCCACCCCGUCGCUUCGUACUGCUGAAAGGGAAGUGCGCUUUGGGCCGGUGCUGCUGGGCGAGGUCAAGGUACUACCAUUGGUCCUGACCAAUCCGGAAGCGGUGCCGUGUCCAUGGCGGGUCACAUGCAAGGAGGGGGUGGCGGCGGAAACGUUGACGUCCACAGCGCCAGGGAGACAGUUGCUGCGCGACGGACAGAGUCAUGCACCUGCCGGCUUCGUCGCCGCCGAGCCCCGUAGCAAUGCCAGGUCCCAGCGGGCUGCACCAGCGCCUCAAUUUUGGGUAAAGAAAGAUCAUGGUGUGGUCGAGGCGUCUGGCACCACCACGAUCGAGGUGUACUUUGCCCCCAACGGUAUUACUGUCGAGGGCGAUGCAGGGCUCAGCAAGCAUGGAGGCAACGCGCCAGCCAUGGCCACUCUACGUUUCCGCUGUGGCAAGGGGUCCGCCGAAAGUAUUCUUACCGUGAAGCUCAGCGGCACCACCUUCCAGUACCAAAUCAGUCUCUCCACAACGCAGGUUCAGUUACCGGUGGUCCGCCCGCACCAGGUGAUACAUGAGUCGGUGACGCUGACGAACAACGAGGAAUUUCCUGUGGAGAUGUACAGCCUGGGCCGUGACACGCAGCACAUACAGGAGGUAAGGCUACUACGUCGCGCAAUGGAGGUGAGUCCGGGUCAGGAGUUACUCUUGCCGCACCUGGAGGCAGGCGAGAACCUGCCGGAAGCGCUGCUAGAGUCCAUCUUCGCCCGCGUGCAUGCCGCCUCCGAGGCGCUGAAGGAGGCGCCAUCGGCCGCUGAGUUAUCAGCUGCUGAGGCGGCGCUGGCGAGCGCACCAGCGGCGGCUAACAAGGGCGGGAAAACAUCGCGGGGGAAAUCCAUCUCUGCCGCAUCCCGCGCCUUCAUCUCCAGCUCGAAAGGUGCGCGGCACGAAAAGGGCAAGGUGGGUGAUCAGUCGGCUGUCUCUGCGUCUGGCGGAAUCGAGAGAAGCCUCAGCGACAGGUCAGUUGUGGCCGAUGGUAUUGCAGACCAGAGGCAUGGAGCUGGCGACGGCUGCACCGCGGCGCGAAUGGCGAGCCCAAGCGUUGUUCUCCUUGUCGGACCUCCCCACAGCGGCAAGACAAUGUUGGCACGGCAGAUGACUGAGUGGGCGGAUGCGAGCACCGUGAUCCACGUGGACGUUGAUGAACUCAUCCGACGCGAGGCGGACCGCGACGACACGGUGAGCGGAGCGGUGGCUCGCUUCCUCCUUUCUCACCUGGCCCACGGAUCGCCGGAGUCCGUGCCUGCCACGCCCGAUGGCGCUACCACCGCCCCGAGCGACGCGCUGGUUGCGUCAUACGUCGCAUGCACACCAAAGCUUGUGCGUGACGCUCUUCAGGGGUACCUGAGCCGGUGCAUCGCUGACCAUGCAGCCUCUGCAGCCUGUGAUGCUGUUCCCCUUACUGAGUCGAGUGAUUCGGCAACGACAAAGCCUCAACAGCUUCGCCUCGUGGUUGAUGGGUUGAGCUGCGCCGUGCUGAAGAACCCGUGGAGGAUGUAUGAGGUGCUCCAAGAGACCUGCGAUGCCCUGCGCAUUCCUCUCCAGAUUGUUUCGCUGGGCGUUAGCACCCCCAUGUCCGGCGUACGGAGGGCUGAGGCCCUGGAGGCGCACCACGAGGCGCGGGUCGCGGCAGCGUCCCUCACCUUGUUGAGCGAGGAGGCAUUUGAGGCGCUUGACAAGGAGGCACGUGAGGACUACACGCACCGACUCAAGCAUCUGAACGACUGUCGUCGCGAUCUGAAGGCUGCCCAGCAACUGAAGAGAGGGUACAUGAUGCAGCUGCCCCACAAGACUGUACAGCGGGAGGUGGAGGAGACAUUCACCCAGACGCAGAUGGAUGAACAGCAGGCAUUGGCGCUGGUGUCGACGACGAGGUCGACGCGCAAAGCAAAGGCGGCUGCUGGUACCGGCCGAGGUACCUCCCCAGCGGCGGAAGGGGCAAAGAAGCUGCAGGAGCCCGAGUGGGCUGACCUUGACGCCGCGGCGCAGUUCCGUGAGUGGUACACGCACUUUCUCGGCAAGUACGGCACCCCACCAAAGCUCAACGGCGAAGACGACGGCGCCACUGGCGCGGCGACCGUGCGUGCCAGAGCUACCACGUCGCCGCUCAAGGGCGCAGCCGCUGCUGCAGCCGCUGCUGCGGAGCAGGAGAGGGCGAACCACUGGGCUCGCGUUGUAUGUGUCGCUGCUGAGACAGAGACCCCAAAUGAAGUUGCGAAGAUGGUGGAGUUACAGCUGGUCCAGAGCGCUGCCGCGAUGAGCGCAGCCGUUGGUGCUGCAGCUACCACACCGGCAUUGCCGACAGUGUCUGCAGAGGCGACAUCGGCUACCCUCGCCGCGUUUCCAUUCAGCGCUUCCAGUGAAAAUCAACUCUCUGUGAGCCUUAAGGAGACUGACACUCUUGCUGCUGCUUCCACCAUGACGGUGACCGCAGAGUCCCCGCACGCGCCUGCAGUUACAGCGGUGGAGACGAGUUCGAUUGGCGAGUGGUUCUACCUGAACGAGCGCCGUCUGCGCUUCUGGGGCGGCGAGGCCAUCAGCGGCUCACACUGCGUGGCCAGUGUGCUUGCACCACCGCUGUCGGAAGAGGAGGCGCUUGCGGCCAAGGCAACGGCAGCAGUGGCAGCCGCUGCAGGAGCCACCGAGGCCCACACACCUCCUGACGCAGUGAUCACCACAGCCCGUUACGUGCACUUUUUCUCCACUCUGGAGCGUGACGUCAUUCUCGCGAAGAAGAUCAACACCCGAGGCAGGUCGAUCCCGACGGUAAUUCGGCAGGAGGAGGAGGUGACGCGCUGGUGGCUGCCGCCGAGGGCAUCGGUCACGCUGACGCUCGAGUUCUGCAGUGAUCACGUGGGACCCUACACGGAAAAGUGCCUCUUUGGCGUUGUUGGCACGUUGCAGCAGCUGUGCCUCACCGUCUCCGCCACAGUGGCUCUCUCCGACAUCAGCCGAGAUCCGAAGGACAUUUUCCCCGUCGUCAAGGCUCGCGGCACGUCAAUAAUUGGCGGCGUGGAGUCGGGCCAACGGUUAGCAAAGGUGUACGUUGCCUCCAAGAAACUAUUCGACUUUGGGCCGCUGCUCAUUCCACCGCCGCCAGUGCCGAAGAGCCACCGCCGCAGCGUUGAAAAGGGUAGCGUGAACUCGUCCCCGUCGGCAAGUGGGUCGGGGCGCGGUGGCAACGCGGGUGGCGGCAACUACAGCCACAGUCACAGUAAGGUGCAACACCCCUACGAUAGCGCGCUGGGUGAGGAGACGCUUACGUUUGUGAACCGUGAGGCAGGUGAGGCGGAGGUGACGCUGUCGUUCCUCAACGAGAAAGAGAAGACGUUUGCGGUAACCCCGACGAGCUUCGUGCUAAAGCCUGGUGCCUCGCAGCAGGUUACUCUGCGCGCGACGCCAGACAAGGUGGGUGACUUCAUCAACACGCUGCUGGCGUGCAUCAAGGACAAUCCACUGCCCUGGAGGACGGAGGUGAUGUGCACUGGGGCGCGGCCGACGCUGACAGUCAACGGGUGCAAGGAUGUGGAAGUGAACUUUGGGCGCCUCGUGCUGAAUCGAAGCGUGACCAAGGUCUUUUCGCUUGUCAACGAAGGACUGCUGCCGCUGGAGUGGAAGCUGGUGCCGAUUUCAGAUGGCACGACAGUCCGCGGCACCGGGAGCGGUGGUGGCGGGGGAGGGGUUGCUGGAUCCAGCGCAACGGCAGUGGCUCAGUGGCCAGCAGAGCUGCAGUGCUCCGCAAUGGAGGGCGUUAUCAAGGAAGGCGGCAUCUACACGUUGAGCAUGACCUUCGCGCCGACCCACCCCUGCCUCUACACGCGCAGUAUGCUGUUUAUGGUGUCGGACCCGGGCCAUUCUCAGCAGGCUGUGUACGAGUCGGUGCCGAUCAGUAUCAAGGCGGAGGGCUACGACGUCGUGCUGGAGUGGACACGCGAGAUUGCGCUUGGUGUGCUGCACGUUGGGGAAGAAAGGCGCGAGAUGAUCCGCAUUCUCAACAAGGGCCCGUACGAAGUGGGCUAUCAGCUGAAGCUGCCGAAGCGACUGCAGAGGUCAGUGACGCUCUCCAGCCCAUCCGGCACGCUGCGAGGCAUGGUCGGCUUCAAGGACGCGGCUAUCGCCAACAUCGACGUUGUGGCCUGCCUGGAGAAGGAGGGCGAGCUGCCGGCGAGGCUGUCCCUGAUCGAGGUGGCGUUCUUCGACGUUGAGAAGAAGGAGCUGCUUUACCCCGUGCAGAGCAUCCCGAUCACUGGGGAGGCGUGGUACACCAAGUACACGGUGCAACCACCGAGUGUGAACUUUGGCUCCUGCCUCGUUGGCCAGCCGCGCGAGAGCACAUUUGAGCUGCGCAACACAGGCGUGUUCCCCCUGGAGUACUCGCUCUUCAACUACCGCGAUGCUGCUGCUACUACUACUACUGUCGCGAGUGGGAGCGAGACCGGGGCAACAGUGGCGAAUGUCGCGGACUCGGCUACUUCGGCUGGUUCGGCGGCAGCCACAGCCGCUAUGCAUGCUCUCUCUGCCAACGCCAAGAAGUCGACGAAGGCUGCGAAGGGAGGCGAGAUGGACGUCGCUGUUGGCGCCUUCACGUGUCGCCCAUGUCGGGGAAUCAUCCCCGCUGGUAGCGCGCAGACUAUCACUGUUUCAACAGUCCCUGGCAAGCAGAGCCGCACUCACGAGACGAUCGGUGUGCGAGUCCUGCAAAGUGGCCCCGAGUUGGAGCGGUACGGCACUCCGGUUGAGGUAUCCGCCUACCCGGCGAUGCCGUCGAUCGCCGCCGACCUCACUUCGAGCGCCGAUAUCGAAACCAUCUUUGAGGAGCAGCGCGUCGUAUACCGCCUAGAUCAGCUGGCGAAGGGUGUGUGCGCUUACUGCAAAGAGGAGCGGGUCUUUUCCUUCGGCACGACUCUUGUGGGGCAUCGCAGCGAGGAGCGCUUUCGCAUUGCCAACAGCAGCCCACUUCCUUGCACUGUCGUCGCGCUUCUCGAAGAGGCCACCGCGACCGGAGCCAGCGGGAACAUCAGCGGCGGUAACGCGGCUCGUGGAAACGCGAGCGCCACGAGAAGCGCGUGCAAGCUUGCCACAGGUAGCGGUGGCAGUGGGGGCAACGCUGCAGUAGGUGGGGUAGGCAGGAUGGAGGGGUUUGAUCUCUCCUUGGCUGGCAGCGGUGCAGCCCUCGCGCAGACGAGAACAACGACCGUCAAGAUGGUGCUGCCGCCGUAUGAGAGCCGUUUCCUCACCAUCGGCUUCACCCCGGGCUCACUGCGCCGCUUCCAAGGCCAGCUUGUGGCCACAGUGGAGAGCGUCGCCACCUCAAGCGAUAACGGGGCGGAGCCCGGGCAGCAGCUGCGCUUUGGUCUGUGCGGCGAGGGCACCCUACCUAAUGUAGAGGUCGAACUGCCACCGCGCCUGCUGUCAUCUGCGGCGCCGUGGAGCGGCGGCAGCAAGUCUUCUGGCGUGUACGUUGGAUCAGCGGAGCGGGUGCACCGCCGUACAGACAGCGGUGGCACCAGCAGCGAGCGUAAGCGAGGCCCGCGCCGGGGUGGCAGCUCAGGUGGAAUUAGCUCCCCAUCGCUGAGCGGACAAAUCGAUGGUUACGCGGUCAGUUCCACUGUCGCGGAGGUGCUAGAGCUUCCCUUGACGCGUGUCGGCGCCGUCGCGUCGCGCAGCUUCACGCUACGGAAUGUAGGGUGCGUGACGGCCGAGGUCCAGCUCGAGCUUAUGCCGACUGGGGGGGAUGGCGAUGGUGCACUGAGCUCCGCCUUUACGGUCACCACCAGCGGCGGCGCCGCUGGCAGCACCGUCAAGAAGCACCGCUGCGCCUUGUCGCGGAACAGGGCCGAGCUCUUUGUGCCUGCUGGCCAGUCUGAGGUCGUUGAGUUGGUGUACGCGCCGACCCAGAUUGAGACGACGGCGGCACGGUUACGCGUGUUGCUGCGAGAAAACCCAUUUGAGGAGAAGGAGGUGCACGUCCUUGCCCAUAGCUUCGACAGCCCCAUCUCCUUCGACGGCAUCGACCCGUCUAGCCCGGACUUCUAUGACGUUGGAGAUUGCUGGGUGGGUGUCGACAAGAGCUGCACCUUCACCGUUCGAAACAAUACAGCGUCGCUGGUGCGCUACGAGUGGCAGUAUCCGAACGACGUUGUGCGUAUGGUGCCUUCCACCGGACACCUCAGCGCCGGUGCCACGCGGGAGAUCACGGCGGUGGUGCGCACAGACUUGCAGAACCUUCACCAAGUCGCGCAUUGCAGCGUUCAUGUCCAGUCCAUUCAGUUGCUGACCGGUGCGCUGGGAGGCGGACUUGUGCACUCCAGCAUCAGUGGCGGUGGCACCGCGUCUGGUGGUGCUGGCGGCGGCGCAGCCCCAACCACUGGGGCUACAAACGCGGCUAUCACGGAAUGGGACAACUCAAUGCAGACUCCGAAGUGGGUCCUGCGCGAGGACGACAUCGUUACGAGCGCCUCCGCCACCGGGGCACACUCGACAGCUGCGACGGCCGCGUUUCUGUCCACUGCCGCCUCCAUGGUUGGCCGCCGCAACUUGAAGCAGGUCAUGGAGGCGCUGCCGGAGCCACCGUACGUCCUUGUCGACGCUGUCACCGUGACACAGCCUCUCACGCUGGGGUACAGCUGCAGUGUGCCGACGUACCAGUGCCAGCUGGUCAACGCGGCAACCGGUGCGGUGACGGACCUGAAAGCGAUUUCUUUCGAGCACACCUAUCUGAUGCAGAAGCGUGUGGCGAUAGUGCGAGUAACCAAUAUAGGCAGCGUGGGACUGCCUCUGACGUACUGCAUCGCCACCUCUGGCGAGGUGGAAGGGGCGGCAACGCGGGUCGUAUCGCAGCAGGAUUUGGCAUUACCAUACACUCGGCGCGGCGACAGUUCAGCGACGACGACUGGCAUGGCCUCUAGGGCUUCUAUUGCCGCUCCUGCUCUUGAGAAUGGUGCUGAGGCGUUGCACGAGUCGUUGGACUACACGGCCCCCACCGCUGACUUUUCUGUCGUGCGGUCACCGACGUCUUGUGCGGCGAGCGCCGUACCGCCCGGCGCACAGGUCGACCUCCACGUCGAGUUCACCCCUCGUUCCGUCGGCCUUAUCACGGCGGAGCUAAUCUUGUCGAUGCCACACAGCGACCCUGCAGAGGUGCGCGUGCCGUUGCAAGGCGUAGCGGAGUGCCCACUUGUCCACUUCAACGUCCCACCUACUACAUACCCGGACACGCGCUCGGUGGCAACCAACGGCAGUGUGGCCAACAGGGCCCAUGACACGGUCGUCGUGGAGUUCCUCGCCCGCGGGCUCCACACGAAGGCCAUCGUCAAGUUCUCCGUAGUGAACCCGACAGCAACGGCGUAUAGUUACGAAUGGGUCGAGGAGGGCAUGGGGCGCAGGGCAAGCGCCGGCGGCGGCAGCAGUGGUGCCAGCGGCGGCUCUGUGUCGCCGUUCCGCUGCCUGACACCCAUCGGUGUGAUUGCCGCCGGGCGCCAGGCUGAGGCGACCUUUGAGUUUUUCGCGGACACCCUGGGGAUGCGGGAGUCGGCCUGGUCCUUCCAGAUCCCCGGCCGUGCUACGAUCCCGUUCGUGCUGGUCGGCACCGCGGUCGAGCCGAAUGUGUACUUUCAUGCGAGCAAGGUAAUCUUUGGCCACGUGCAGGUCGGCACCCAGGCCGAGCAGACGGUUGUCCUGGAGAACUGCGACGACAUCCCCUUCACCUUCUCAUGGGAUAAGUUGUCGAUGGAGGGGACGUCAUCGUUCUUGUCUGUCAGGCCUCUUCGUGGUAGCAUCGCCCCGCACGAGCGGCUCUUAGUCACUGUGACGUUCUCGCCGCAAGACGAGGUGGAGUACAACGUGCCGCUCCGCUGCGCGGUGAAGCGGUCGAGCGUUCCGCUCUCAAUCAACAUCAAGGGGGUCGGCGUGAGCGUGCACGACUCGCUGCAGGUAGAGCCGAUCGAGGAUGGGGCGGAGCCAACGCUCGUGGUGCGCGGCCAGCCGCUUAUGUUGAAUCUCGAUCGGGUGCAGGUGCACUCAACGAUCGUGCGCCGCUUUGCGAUGCGCAACACCGGCUCCCACCCAUUUCACUACAGCGUCGAGGCACCGGAGAACUCCUCUGUAACCCUGGAGGGGAUGGAGGGCGAGAUUGCCGCGAAGCAGACGGGGGUGGUUGUGUUUCAGUACCACCCGACGUGCGAGGAGACGCUGAGGCAGUUCCGCCUCCUCUUCCGCAUCGAGGGCAAGGUCGCCUACAAGGUCAGCAUCAAAGCCACGGCCUACUUGCCCCGGCUGCAACUCAGCUUUGACCACUACGACUUCGGACCUCGAUUCAUUUCAGCGUACAACAACGGACUAGCGACGGGGCUGCCAGAUGCUUGCGCCUCUCUACUGCGGAACUCCUCCUCGACGGUGGUGUCUGGGGCCGCUGUGGCGGUGCUGCAGCUUACUAACCUCGAGUCGGAAGUUGUCACCGUCGAUUGCAGCGUGUCUGGGCAGAACGCAUGGUGUCGCCUCGACAGCACGACGCUUGUGGUGCGUCCCAAGGACUCGGCGCGGCUGCGGCUUACCUUUGUGCCAUCUGAGGUCCGCCAGUACGAUGACAGUCUGCGCCUGUGUUUCAACGGCCUUCACACUGUCCUCAUUCCACUCGCCGGUGAGGGUGUAGUGCCGCGCGUCGAGGUGGUCAAUCCGUUUGCAAAACUUGGCAUUGUCCGCAUCGGCGAGACGCGGCAGACAGAGGUGAAGCUGCUGUGCCUUAGCAAGAUCCCGACCCCGAUAUCGUUUGCGCAGACCAUGGUCGACGACCUUCUGCAGAAGGGCUUCUCCAUUUUCCUGCCAGGACAGGCGCCGGCGGCAACCGCAGCAAGCGGACUGGCGAUGCUGCUGAAGCCGAAGGAGAGUGCGACGGUGGUGUUGUCUUUUGCACCAAAGCAGCGAAUGGGCGGGUUCAGCAGGGAGGUGAAGAUGCUCGUGUGCGGGGUGGAGGUGCCAUUUUUGUCUCUCAGCGGGUCGUGCGCCGAUGCGGAGGUGCACCUGGACACGUCGGUGCUCUUGUUUCGCGAUGUCGUGGUCGGCGCCUCGGCGACGCGACGAGUGUCCAUCCUCAACAGCGGCGACAUCUCGCAAAAGUUCUCGUGGGUGAGCAGUCUGCAGAAGCUGCGACCGCAGGGUGAAUGGAGCAUUGUUCCGUCCUCCGGCUAUGUCAGAGCCCACACGGAACUGACCUGUGAGCUGCGGUACACGCCGAGCUUGCCGAAGAAAGGCAACACCACGACAGCCGCAGCGACAGGGCCGUCAGCGCCAGUGCAGCAGAGUUUGACCGUGGAGCUGGACAGCUCACCUAAAAUUUCACUCACGAUCGAAUCGAGCUGGGUCGCUCAACCGGCGGCUACAGAGACGGUUCACUUCGCAUGCCGCGCACGCGAGACGGAUGUGAAGCUGAUCGAGGUGUACAACUCGUCAGAUGCCCCAUGGACAACAGAGCCUGUGCUGGACAACUUGCUUUGGACCUGCCCGACGCAGCUCACGCUGAAGCCGAAGACGAAGACGAUGGUGGCUGUUACGUAUCAGCCGGUGCGACCAACCUCUAACACAGCAGUGGCAUCCGGCAAAUCGUGCAGCAACGCGUCGAGUGACUCCACAACCGACAUGCCGUCAUCAAAAGACAAGGCAACCCUCUUCAUUCCUCUUCCCGACGGCACUGGGCGAUGCGUAGCGCUGGAGGGCACCGCUGAAGCUCCUGGGUUGGCGUGCCCGGUGCAGGAGUACGACGGUGUUACGCAGGCUAGUCUACCUCUCUACUUCCAGGUUCGCAACUGGUCCGCCACAGAGACUGCCCGCUUCCGCCGAGAAGUGGAGUGGAGCUCGGUGACCCAGAGGGGCACCGACGAAUCAAACCAGUCGACUGCGCAAGUUUCUAGCCUGAUCCGCAUCGAGCAAGCUGAGGUCGACGGUUGUGCUCGAAAGAGUAUCUCGAACGCGCGCUCUGGCCGACUGAGCACUCGAGUCGCAACAGCGCCGACAGCUUCCCCGGCGCAGAACGUGAUCGAGCUUCCUCCCGGCGCUUCGCGAGAAUCGGUGCUAACGGUGACUCCGUUGUGCGAUGGUGUGUACAAGGGUACGGUGCGCUUUGUGCCAAUUGAUGGCCCUGGCGUCACCGCGGCAGCUGAGGCCGUGCAGUUCUACGAGUUUGUCAUCCGCGUGCGACCUGUAGAGGUGUCUGUGCCGUCGACUGUUGACCUGCACGCUGCCCUGCGCGAACUGGCGAGUUUUGCGAUUCCACUGACAAACCCCCUGUCCAAACCGGCUGUCUUCAAGCUUGAGGUGGGAGCUGCGGACGGCACUGCAUCAACGACCGCCGCGAGCGCCGCUCUGGAGGCGUUUACGUUUCCAUCGACCUUGACGGUGCCAGCGCACAGUCACGUGCAGGCGCCGGUACAGUUUUUCCCUCUUAUCCCAAGACCGCCGGCGAUGCUGCGGUGCACCGUGACGUCUGCUGAACUAGGUACCACCGCUGUCUACAACUUUCGACUCUUGACCACGUGCGACGUCGCGGCACCGGAGCGGAUGACUCGGCUAGUCUGCCCUCUGGGGCAGCACACAAACUUUGUCCUGCGCUUCACGCACUACUCCAAGACAAACACCGAUUUUUCGAUCCGCGUCGGUGGCGAGGCGUUAGGGAAAGGUGCGGCAACGUUCACGCGAGUCGGUGCGAGCGGCGGCGGCGGCCAAGGGGCGGUGGUAAAGGUGAACGCUUGCCCGCCGUCGCCAGCCACGUCCACCUCACUGGUCCCCAAGGGGCAAGAGGUGGUGGUGGAGUUUAGCUAUGAGCCUUCUGAGCUUGGCGAGGUAGCUGAGACGAUCGAGUUUGUCUCUGCUGUCGCUGGUGUGUACACGUUCCCGAUUGUGGCGAGCUGCACAUGGCCUGAGCGCCAGGGCCCCUUCGUGAUGCGCUCAGGCCAAAACGUGCAGCUUCCCUUCAAGAACGUCUUUAAUGAUCCGGUCGCUAUUGCGGUGACGUCGGACUCGCAGUUCUUCGUGCCAUCGCGCAAGACGGAGACAAUCGCGCCGCACAAGACGGCGAACGUGAUGGUGCAAUGCAAGCCGGAGGAGGGUGUUGAGGUGAUGCGAGGUCGCAUUACUAUUACAUGCGUGCCGCCUGGCAAGCAGGCGCCAAAUCAACCCCAGCAACCGGUACAGUGGGUGUACUACGUCGAGGCAACCAACGCGCACGACCGUAGCGGCUCCUCGAAGCUGUCCAAGGGCAAGAAAUGA
Leishmania braziliensis MHOM/BR/75/M2904 is the source of this 16662-nucleotide messenger RNA. RefSeq lists its product as hypothetical. Bases 1 to 16662 code for a protein of 5553 amino acids. Gene Ontology annotation, biological process: axonemal central apparatus assembly; cilium movement. Gene Ontology annotation, cellular component: axoneme. The record is from RefSeq and is a predicted model, not a curated record. The transcript has a single exon. NCBI's taxonomy places the organism in Eukaryota, Euglenozoa, Kinetoplastea, Trypanosomatida, Trypanosomatidae.